CUCGGAAAAGUUCCUGAACAUUGAAAAGUACCUACACCUGCUGUGGCAUGCGCUGAGCUCCCCUCCCCCCAGCGCCCGCGCAAGACACACGGAUUGCAGAGCUGUCACCAUGGAUCCAUCACAGGAUUUUAAGGCUCUGCGAGAAGGCGUUCAAGCUGCGCUGGUGACAGUCACGCGAUCGGUGAAUGGGCUAGCCAGCGAGGACCUUCACUUUCAGCGGACAGUACAUCCACCGGUUGCGCGCCGGCUUGACCAGCAGACAGAUCGCUUGCUGCAGUUGGCAAGUGGUCUCCUCAAAUCGGCUGGGAAACUGACCGGCCAGCAAACAAGUCAGCUGGAGGAUGUCGACGACAUCGAGAUACAGUGGAGACCCGUGGUGGAUGUUAUCGACUCGCUGUUGGAGAAAGCCGACACCUGCCUCGACGAGUACACCGGCUUGGUCAAGCGAAAGGACGCGCCAACGUAUGACUCCGGCCGUGAUGCUAAACGUUCGAAGCCAACUUCCGACAGACUGGAAUGGUCCCUGAAGCGUGCAAACAUUCUCAAGCCCCAAAAUGCCUUCGAGAGGAAGAUCGACAACCUCGAUCCUGAGCCAUGGAAGCCCUUGUUAACAAACAAGCCUCACGCCAAAGUACCCCUAGAGGAGAGUUUGACGACCUUUGCGGACCCGAAUCAGAACUUGCAAUAUAAGCACCCUUAUGAACCCGAGAUUCUCAGCAUGCAGUAUCCCAAGGAAGUUUUCGAGCCCUGCGAGCCAGUCAAGUAUCUCCCAAUCGAGUCAAAAAAGGCUGUCUGGGUCGAUACCUACGAAGGCGUCUUGGAAAUGCUAGAAGAGCUGAAGAAGGCAACCGAGAUCGCAGUUGACCUGGAACACCAUGAUUACAGGUCGUACCAGGGCCUUCUGUCCUUAAUGCAGAUCAGCACAAGGGAAAAAGAUUGGAUAAUCGACACCCUGGUACCUUGGAGACACAAGCUUGAGGUCCUCAACGAUGUCUUUGCCGAUCCAAAAAUCGUCAAAGUACUUCACGGCGCCUUCAUGGACGUCAUCUGGCUUCAGCGGGAUCUCGGUCUGUAUCUAGUGGGGCUUUUUGAUACAUAUUAUGCCUGCGACGCCCUCAACUAUCCAGGCAAGAGCCUGGCCUUCCUUCUAAAGAAGUUCGCCGACUUUGAUGCGGACAAGAAGUACCAACUGGCAGACUGGCGGAUCCGGCCGCUCCCGGACGAGAUGUUCUACUAUGCGCGGUCCGACACACAUUAUCUGCUCUACAUCUACGACAUGCUGCGCAACGAGCUGGCCGAGCUUGGGAAGUACCACCCUAACGGAAAGCCCAUCGAUCGGGUUCUUGCAAAGUCCCGAGAGGUGGCUUUGCAGCGCUAUGAGUACCCUCUUUGUGACCUCGAAAUGGGCGCCGGCAGCCGUGGAUGGUUCAAUACGUUGGUCAAAGCACCGACACUUUACAACGGUGAGCAAUUUGCAGUAUACAAAGCCGUGCACAAGUGGCGCGACGAUCUAGCCCGCCGCGAGGACGAGAGCCCGUACUUUUUCAUGACUCAACAAGUGCUCUCGGAUAUCGCGCGCAUCAUACCAACUGACAAGAAGGCUUUAUGGACCCUUCUUGACUCACAAGCUCGCGGUCUCAAGGCUCACCUCGACUCUCUGUUCGACGUCAUCCAAGAGGCCAAAGCCAAGGGGGCAAAUGGCCCGACUAUGUUGCAGUUCUUUGAGCAGUCAUCUACUGCUGCGGCCGGUCAGACCCCGUUAGGAGACUCCUCAGCUAAAGUCAGCGUACACGUGGACGGCGAGCCCCUGAGCAUCCAGGAACUGAAGAGCGAGCAUUCCCAGUUAUGGGGCAGCAUGGCUCUCAGCUCGGCUUGGGAUGGGUCCAUACGGACUGAUACCCUGGAUGAGCAGGUGGAGAUUCCGUUCCCCUACUCCGAGGUCACCUUCAGUAUCCUCGGUGCAGAGGAGGAAAUUCAACCGUCUCAGAAAGUCGCAGAGGAGCCCGAUGCGGCAGCCACAUCCGCUAGGGAGGAGGAGCCCGAGUUCACGCUCAAGGGCGGACGGAAGCGCAAAGCCAGAGAAGCUGAGCUCGAGCCCGAGUCGGAGCCGGAGUCGGAACCGGGGCAGCAGCAACCCAGUUCUGGCGGUGACGCUUCCGAACGGGAUGACGCGGAAAUGGGCGGAACUUCGGCGGCUGCAAGUCCGUCCGCGAGCGACGACAAGGCCUCCGAUGAAGCCCACAAAAAGCCGAAACAGAAGCUGAUUAGAGAGGAACUGGAGGCCCUGCGCAAGCAGGGCAAAGAAGCUGGGAGGGAACUGAUUCGACUCAAGCGAGAGGAGAGGGCUGCCAAGAAGGCCGCUUGCGAGCAGAAAAGGCUGGAGAAGCAGCAGAAGAAACAGCAGAAGCAGCAGCAACAGCAGGCGUCAGGCGCGUCUGUUGAGGAGGGAGAGCAGCAGUUUGACUACAGCAAGGCCCAGUCUGUCUUGCACGCGCCCAGGGAUGCUGGUGGUGGUGGUGGUGGUGGUGGUGCCGCCAACGGCACCAAGGGCCGCAAGGCCGCCUUUGAUCCAUACACGAAAAAGUCCGGUGAUGCGCCACAGGGCGCCAGGAAGAUGAAUUAUGAAAAAGGCGGACGGACGGCCACUUUUAAGAGCUGAGGCGCCCAACGCAUAUCAUCCUUGCGUCAAGCCUCACUCGGGGAUCACUACCUGUACUUUUCUGUCACGGUUACCCUAUGUACUGGAUAGAAUCACUCUCUGGGAUGGGAUAGAUACCCCUCGAAAGGAGAAAGGCUCAGGCCUUGCCAUUUUACAUAGGAACCUAGUAUUGAUUCAGACAUGAAGGAACAUGACUGGCGUAGUUAUUCUAAUC
Messenger RNA from Canariomyces notabilis, 2873 nucleotides. RefSeq lists its product as uncharacterized. Gene Ontology annotation, cellular component: nucleolus; nuclear exosome (RNase complex). The record is from RefSeq and is a predicted model, not a curated record. The coding region runs from base 110 to 2659 and encodes 849 amino acids. Gene Ontology annotation, molecular function: nucleotide binding; 3'-5'-RNA exonuclease activity; single-stranded RNA binding. Gene Ontology annotation, biological process: nuclear polyadenylation-dependent rRNA catabolic process; nuclear polyadenylation-dependent antisense transcript catabolic process; TRAMP-dependent tRNA surveillance pathway. Lineage: Eukaryota; Fungi; Ascomycota; Sordariomycetes; Sordariales; Chaetomiaceae. The transcript is spliced from 5 exons.